This is a messenger RNA of Mytilus californianus (California mussel), 3059 nucleotides long. RefSeq names its product folliculin-like. Bases 99 to 1718 code for a protein of 539 amino acids. Lineage: Eukaryota; Metazoa; Mollusca; Bivalvia; Mytilida; Mytilidae. Gene Ontology annotation, biological process: positive regulation of transforming growth factor beta receptor signaling pathway; negative regulation of transcription by RNA polymerase II; positive regulation of GTPase activity. The transcript is spliced from 9 exons. Gene Ontology annotation, molecular function: GTPase activator activity. The record is from RefSeq and is a predicted model, not a curated record. Gene Ontology annotation, cellular component: cytosol.
UCACAUGAUUCCAAUAUGGUGAACAAAGUGAAAGUAGAAGUGAAAAAAAAAAAAAAAAUAUUGAACUACUUCAGAACUGAAAGAUUUGUAUAAUUAUUAUGAAUGCUAUAAUAGCACUUUGUCACUUCUGUGAAGGACAUGGUCCGCAGGUUAUGUUUUGUACACAGCCUAUACAUCCAAAGGAGCAAACAGAAUUAUCCAAUGAGGAUGCUGCAGCCUCGUUAUCAAAUCGAGUGAGAUCACCAUCUGGGGAUUCAUCUGUAUCAUCAAAGUCUGAACAUACAUGUGAGGGUUGUUAUUCAGUAAAAACUGGAUUUGUAAGCCAUGAUAAUGAUGCUCCAAUUAGUUAUAUUAGCAGUAAAUACCCUAACCCAACACAGCCAGAAAUUUACAGCCUUGUGAGAAAUGCAUGCUUGAGGAGUCUUAGUGGUGAGGUAUGUCCAGGUAAUGAAGGAGCUAUUUUCUUUGGCAAUGAUCAACAAGGACAUGUACUUAGCUAUACUUUUCAGUUGAAGGACAAUCUUGCUCGUGGUUUCCAACGGAAAUAUAGUAUCAUUGUUAUGAUGAUGGAUAAAAUUUAUUUACUUAAUUCCUGGCCAUUUCUUGUUCCACAUUUAAAAAUUUUGAUUGAACAUUUGCAAGAUAAAGCAGGUAAAGUCUAUGAAUCAGAACAAGCAAAAUGUCCACAACGCGCAGUUCGUUUAAAGUCCAGCAUAAAUGCAGGAAAUUUCUUCCAGCAAAGGGGAGGUAAUAACCCUGCUAGGUCAUUAAUGGAACUGACAAAAGAUAAAAACAUUUUUAAAAUUUUACAUGUGGCAUUUGUUUGGAUAUUAAAAGCAUGUAGUAACAGAAUUACAGAGACAUUGCUUGAAGGACCACCAACUGAAGAUUCUAUCAUCGAUAUGGAGAAACAAGAAGAGACAGAAGAAGGUUUCAUAAAAUUAUUUUCCAAGCCUGCAAAUGAAGUUGGUGAUGGGGACACAACUCCAUUAGCAGAGGAAAGGGAGAUAACUGAUGAAGACAUUCAUCCAUCUGAGCUGGAUAAUAUUCAUAACUUAAGACUAUUGCUAAAGGUACUGGGUGAAAGUAACUUUCAUCUCCUGACCCACCAUGUUGUCAUCGGCAACCAAGUUAUCAUACGUGGUUCAUAUCAAAAAACCAUCAAGUUGAUUCUUCAUGCUUUAAUGAUGCUAGUACCCAGAGGUUGUUGUCGAUCAAUUUUUCACAGUAAUGAAUACCAGGAGUCAUUCAGAUGCAAUUUCCUUGGCCUGACAGCUGAUAGUUCUCUACCUAGUCACAUCUUGUCCUCAGAAAUGUUUGUGCUGUUGGUAGAAAUGCACUUGAAAGAUGAAAAUGACAAACCUCAAAAUGACAAUGAUUUUCAUAAAUUUGAAUACAGCAUGGCAAGCCCAACAAGAUUAAUGGAUAAAGCACCAACUGUCUUACAAAAAAUACAACUGGCUCUAAAUAACGAAAGAUUCUCUAAUGGAGUGAUGGAGCAAUGUUUGAUCUGUCUGAAAGAAGAAUGGAUGAACAAAGUGAAAGUUUUAUAUAAAUUCACAAAGGCAGGAGGGAGUAUCUCAGAAAUUGACACUCAUAAUUUGUUACAAGUUGUUGAUGCAAAAGAAGAAGAUAAGCAGUUACUCAAAUUCUGGACAUCAGGACUUAGUGUUCAGUACAGGGAUCACAUACGGAAAACAUCUAAAUCUCAACACUAACAUGCUGUUUGUUAAAUUGUCUUUAUGCUCUAUGUUAACAGAAUGCUUUGCAGAUACAGGGAUUUCAGUACUGUUAAAUCAUCUUGAGAACUUAAAAAGUAUGUGCUCUUGUCAUACCUUGAUUAUCAUACCUAGGCUAGGUUAUCAAAAAUAAAAGUGGCAGCUCCAAUUUUGUAUUACAGGACAUUUUUGUAAUGAACCAGUUAUUAUAUACCGUGUGAUCAAAUUCUGAUCACGUGCCUACACUUGGCGCUAAAUUAAAAAAAAAAUUUCAUCCUUGUAGUUUUUUUUUCUGUUCAAUAAUUUUUCAAGGGUAUAAUAUCUCAGAAAUUUUAUGCUUUAAGCAUGCUUUUCAUGUUUUGGUUUAAUUGGUUUCUUCUGUUGAAAUUUUUCUGUCUAUGCUUUGUGGUAAUGUCGUAAAAUCACACUUUUCUAGCCUCCACGGUGAUCUUGUAGAUGUGUGUUCGUCUGGAGUGCGGGAGGUUGCAAGUUAUGAUGGGUCAAACCAAAGACUUUGAAAAUUGGUAUUUGCUGCUUCUCCGCUAAGCAAGCUGCAUUAAGCAGUAAGAGAAAAAGUCAGCUUGGAAUCCAGGUGGGUUGACAUGUCUUCCUGCGUGUUACCUUGUGAACUAGCCCUUAAAUAAACUGGUAACACAGAGAUAUGUCUCACCUUUUUGUUAUUUUGAUAGUAAAAUGCAAUUGUUGAAAUUGAAAUACAUGAAGCAAUAUUCCUAACAUGUAAGUAAUGCAAAAUUUUCAAAGUCAAUGAACCAUGACUAAUGGGGUGGGGCCAAAUAAUUUCCAUGGAAAUCAGAUAUACCAAUGCUAAUACAACUGCAUACCGAAAAUCAUUGACCUUCCACGAGGUUCCCAUAAAACGAACUUAUCACAAACUAAUACAUUGUUGAUGAUAACGCUGUAGCAGCCACCGCCAGAAACAGCAUAUCUAUGUCUCUCUUUUUGACCCAGUCAAGGUGAAACAAAAAUCAGGCUCCGUGUGUCAGUUUUGAUAAUUUAUAAAGUUGUUUACUGUGGGUUCAUUAUUAUUCGUGGGAUACCGAUUUUCAUUGAUUUCAUGGUUACAGGUGAACCACAAAUUUAAAUGUUCAACGAAGUACAAAUUUUCUAUAGGCUUGUAUGCAGACCUUAAUAAAACCACAAUAUCAAAUAUCCACAAAAGUUUCCUCAAUCCACAAAAAUAAUGAAGGGCCACAGUAUACAAAAACUAAAUCAAGUUAAUGCUAUCUCCUAAUUUAACAAAGACUUAACGAGUUUAAUAUUAUUGUUAGUUUAUAUGUUUUGUGCAAUAUAGAUUAUUUUUAAAUAAAUGAUAUGAUUUUU